CACAACAACGUUUGAUGCUUCAUGAUCCCAAAGUUCGUCAAUCCACACCUUCAAGGUCAAGACUUUGAGCUUGUGUCUCGAGCACAGCUUGUGUCUGACGUGGACCCCCUUGCGGAUGCGCACAGUACAUCUGACGUUGAGAUCACAACCUCAAAGCGCAAGCUCUAUGAGCACCUCUUCUCAGAGUUUGGGCAGUAUCUAUCAACAGCUCCUAAUCAUUCUCCCAGCAAGAAAAAGCGAUGCAACGGGAACAAGACAACGCCACCGGACGUACAGGAUGGCCUAAUAUUGUUUCGUUUGCUUUCCAGUACAACACGCCCAAGGAUCAUAUCAACUAUUCCGAAACCUCUACCCAGGCCAAUAACAAGACCACCUGAAUGCGAAGACAACCCUAUCCAGGCUGACGAACGGAUGAGACGCGCCCAGUCUGUAGCUGUGGACUUUGCACGGCUAGACGCGCCGUCGCAAAAGCACUCCAAUCCAUUUGUACAAGCCGACCAGAAAGUCAUCCGCAUGAGAGGCAAUUUACCAGUUCCUCACCCCACAGUGAUGGUUACCGAAAGUCAUCGACACAAAACAGCGCGCAGGCAGGCAAUGGGGUCACCAAUACCUGGUGCUAUCGAUUCCCCACAUUCAUUACGGGCAACCUGCAUCAUUUUCCCUACUGCUUAUAGUGAGGAAUUGCAAUCAUACCACAAGACACACGCCAAAGCGGUCAAGAAGAAGCCUUACGAACGCCCGUUUCCUGCUUAUUGGAGGCCAGAUUCUAAUCAACGGGGAAAAUGCGCGGGCUAUGGAUUGGGCUAUCCAGGAAGUUGGAGUGUUCGUUACGAGGGCGAUCUGAAGAAACCAUGGUAUGUGAGAGAUACAAUGCGGAAAGCGGUUUUCAUCACAUAGAAAUUGACGUUGAGCAUGAUUAUCCUUCGAAUCAAAUCGCAUGUUUGCUUCUUUGUGAUUCGACACUUCACUUCAAUCGACGCAACUUUGAGGCCCGCCUAUAUACUAAGAUAGUACUUAUCUCCAUUCGUCCAAUAUAGUUUCAAACUCUAAU
Molecule: messenger RNA, 1051 nt
Organism: Suillus bovinus
Lineage: Eukaryota; Fungi; Basidiomycota; Agaricomycetes; Boletales; Suillaceae
Exons: 4
Coding region: 22-897 (291 amino acids)
Source: RefSeq, a predicted model, not a curated record